UUCCCGUUUUGUAAAUAAAGUUACCCAAAAAAAAAAAAACUCUCCAAGCAUGCGUUACAUUACGUGAUGACGUCACUGAUCAGGAAAGGCAGUAUUUUCACGGCAGAUCUCAUUAAGCCUAUGUGUUCAUUUUUAAAACAGCGAAAUACCCAAAGCACAACGCCCUAGGCACACAGCAUCCUCUGGCAGACAUGUCAUCCAGCAAAGCAGAGGCCUACCGCCCUGUCCCACGGGACUUCAACACCCUCAUCCAGACAUGCAGCUCCAACAUCCAGAAGAUCACACAGAACACUGCUCAGAUCAAGAGCAUGGUGAACCAGCUGGGGACCAGCCAGGACACCAGUGAACUCCACGAUCGUCUGCAGCAGAUACAACACUAUACCAACCAACUGGCAAAAGAAACCAACAAGCACCUGAAAGAGUUAGGAUCAAUCCCUUUGAUCUCUUCACCUUCAGAGCAAAGGCAGCAAAAGAUCCAGAAGGACCGGCUGAUGAAUGAUUUCUCUGCAGCUCUGAACAACUUUCAAGCGGUUCAACGGCGUGCAGCAGAGAAGGAGAAGGAGUCAGUUGCCAGAGCAAGAGCAGGAUCCCGCCUAUCAACUGAAGACAGUCAUCGUGAUGAAAAGCUUGUUUCUUUUGAUAACCAAGAUGACUGGGGUCCAAUCACCACCCAGGCAGAGGAGGUGGCCAUCACAGAGGAAGACCUGGAGCUCAUCAGGGAGAGAGAAACCAACAUCAGACAACUAGAGUCCGACAUCCUGGAUGUAAACCAGAUCUUCAAGGACCUUGCAGUGAUGAUCCACGAUCAGGGAGAGAUGAUUGAUAGCAUCGAGGCCAAUGUUGAGAAUGCUGAAGUUCACGUAGAGCGAGGAACAGAGCAGCUCCAGAGAGCCGUCUACUAUCAGCAAAAGUCCCGGAAGAAGAUGUGUAUCCUCGCAAUAGUUUGUUCCGUCGUGCUCGUCAUACUCGGCAUCAUUAUCUGGCAAGCUUCUAAGUGAGCUGGCUCCGCACAACCAAUGUGUCAUUACUGUAUUUUACUCUGCCUGCUCCCCCCCACCUGCAAGUUCUGGCUCAGAAUCACUGAUAACUUCACCAAGGUCAGCGAAGUAGAUCAAUGCAGAGGGAUGGUUCGUAUGGAAAAAAAGAAAACGUGCUCAUCUGAACUGAUCAAGCCUGUUUUUUGUAAAAUAAUUUUUUUUAAGAUGAAGAAUAGGAUGGAGGUCUGAGGUGGUGUAAGGGAGCAUUUUAAGAUACGAGAUUCCUUGCUUCUUUCACUCGCUUAUUCUCUUAUUUACUGUAUUAACACUAACUGUCUCUGUAUUUCAAAUGAAACAAAUGUUAUUGGAAGGAGUUUCUCAGCAGGCAAAAUGAAAAAAGGAAACAGGCUGCUUGUUGACUUAAAAAGAAUCUGUGCUCUUUCAGGGGCUGUAAAUUUAUUUUUUCGUUACCUAUUGUGGUGGCAUCUUCUGAUGUAUAGUAUGUGGAGUGCCUUAGGCCCCACUGUGGGCUCCUGGCCUUCAUUGUAACAUUACAUGGGACUUGUAUGACUCCUGGUGAUGAUGAUGCCAUGGUUGUAAUAUACUCGUUGUAAAAUGAAAGCUUUAUCACGUGACCAAUCCAUGUUUGUAAAUAUUACAAUGUGCUGCAUUAUAUUCUACUCAGAACAUUAUAGAGAAUAUAAAUUACAGUAUCAAAAAAAUUAAACCCAGUUCUUCAAUUUAAACAUUUCUAAAUUAAUUUCUAUGGCACCUGACAUUAUGCAUAAUAAAUAUCUUCAACACUUUUGCCC
Molecule: messenger RNA, 1789 nt
Organism: Acanthopagrus latus (yellowfin seabream)
Lineage: Eukaryota; Metazoa; Chordata; Actinopteri; Spariformes; Sparidae
Product: syntaxin-12-like
Exons: 10
Coding region: 192-998 (268 amino acids)
Biological process (GO): vesicle fusion; intracellular protein transport; vesicle-mediated transport
Cellular component (GO): postsynaptic recycling endosome; synaptic vesicle; endomembrane system
Molecular function (GO): SNAP receptor activity; SNARE binding
Source: RefSeq, a predicted model, not a curated record